Galendromus occidentalis (western predatory mite) is the source of this 1967-nucleotide messenger RNA. Its product is annotated as basic salivary proline-rich protein 1. The record is from RefSeq and is a predicted model, not a curated record. NCBI's taxonomy places the organism in Eukaryota, Metazoa, Arthropoda, Arachnida, Mesostigmata, Phytoseiidae. Bases 1 to 1752 code for a protein of 583 amino acids. The transcript is spliced from 9 exons.
AUGAUUAAGAAUACUCUCAUCGCCGUCAUCGCAGUUCAGGGCGACUCGGAGCCCUGUGGAGCGAAUCAGGAUGAGCGAACAUUUUUGAACACUAUGAUAUUCAUCAGAGCCGUUCUUGAAAUUGUCGGAGAACUAGCCAGGCGAGAAGCCGCCUCCGGGGAAGUACGAACGUUUUCGCCUUCUCUGCCGAAAAUCGUUGCCGCCGUCUAUAUUCUGGGUGUGCUCGACCGGCCCCUGAUCAUUUUCUACAGAGACAUGAGAGUGGUACUUGUGCUAUUGGUCUGUGCCUUCGGUGUGUGGGGAGCGCCGACGACGCUCGCUCCAACCACAGUUCCCACAACGGAUAUCUCUCCGAAGAAGUCUUCAGAUUUGACUUCGGCGACGACAGAGUCGAAUGUGACAGCCAGAGCGACAUCGGUGGAUAAGAAAAUAUACCCAUACAGCAAUCAAGGAUUCGGUCUCCCCUAUUCUGGAUUCCAAAGCCCUCAGGGUGCCUUCGGUGAUGGGUACGGCUUGAGCCCGUCGUUCUCUCCUUUCCCGGGGAAUAUCUACGGACAAUACCCAACCGGUCAGAACGUUUUCCCGCAAGGACUCUACUCUCCGCAAAACCAGAAUCCCUUCUACAAUCAAGGUUCUGUGCAGCCCGCGCAAGUCCUAGGCCAGCCGGGUCAAUUUCCGGGCACUCAGGGGUUCCAGCAGAACCCGCUCCGACCGGGCCAGCAGGGUCAAUUGCCUCAAGGUCUUUUCACGCAGGGUCAAUUCCCUCAGGGCCCUUACCUGCAGGGACAAUACCCUCCGAAUCAGUUCCCUCAACAACAAAUCCCUCAACAAAACCCAUUCCCUCAAGGACGACCCGCGGCGCCGGCGGAUAACAAUAAUAACAGCAAUGGAGCCGCCACCCCCCAGAACCCAUCUGAUGCGGGUAACGAUAAUACGGGGGCCGAUGGAACACCGGCCGUUGCAGGUGGGGGUGAGAAGGAGCAGCAAGACGGUGGUCCGUCCGGCGCUCAGAACUCGAGCGAUCAGACCAACCGGCCAAACCCCAGUAGAGAUCCGGAACAGCUCCCAGGGCAAGGCGACGGCCCUGCGCAGCUGUAUCCAAACCAGCUUCAGAACCCCCAGGGACAGGGUCAAAUCCCGAGAAAUCCUCAAGGACCUUUCCCCCAAGGUGCGCAGAGCCCCCAGGGUGGCAUUUUCCCCCAGGGCGGGUUCCCUCCGGGUUUCCAAGCCGGAUACCCCCAAGGUCCUCAGGGCGGCUAUGCGUUAGGUCCGCACGGCGUCUUCCUGCCGAAUUCGCAAAACGGCUUCCAAGGGGCUCUCCCGCCGGGUUUUGAGCGACCCCCGGCGAGUCAAGGACCUUUCCCUGGGAACCAGAGUCCCGAGAACAAAACCCAGAUUCUGUCGAGCCUCCGACCACUCAGACCCGAGGAGUCCUUCCCAGAGAUGUUGCCGCCAACGGACCCAACCCGGAAAACCCCUUCCCAGCCGAUCAGACUCCGCAACCCAGUCAGGGGAGCGAGUUGCGAUCUCCACCACAAAAUUUGUAUAGCGAUCUUGCGCCUACCAGAGGGCCAACCUCAAGAGAAACCCGACUUUCAUUGGACGCUCCUAGACCCGCGUCUCGGAGACCAGAUCCCUGAAAUCAAAAUCGAAGACAAGAAUUCUCCCAAUGAGAAUACUUGCAACCCCAUGAGAGCCCGGGGUCCGAUUCGAACAAAAGCGGAUGCCGGCUAUCGAAUUCUCUCGGAGUGAAAAGCCUCAUUAUUAGGGGCGGUCAUCCGGCAGCAAGUGCUCAGGGAUCUCCCCAGGUAGAGAAUUUCGGAGUUUCAUAAUCCCGUCUAUCAACCGUGCCAGUGCUCGACCCAUCAAUGGAGUAAUGGAGUCAAGGAGACAGAGGGUUCGCAUGUGCCUUUCCGCACCCGAUUCAUGAAAGGCUCUAUGAAUAAAUAUUUACAGCGGCGAGCUAA